This is a messenger RNA of Notothenia coriiceps (black rockcod), 1266 nucleotides long. RefSeq names its product methylmalonate-semialdehyde dehydrogenase [acylating], mitochondrial-like. Bases 16 to 987 code for a protein of 323 amino acids. The transcript is spliced from 6 exons. The record is from RefSeq and is a predicted model, not a curated record. Lineage: Eukaryota; Metazoa; Chordata; Actinopteri; Perciformes; Nototheniidae. Gene Ontology annotation, biological process: thymine catabolic process; L-valine catabolic process. Gene Ontology annotation, cellular component: mitochondrion. Gene Ontology annotation, molecular function: methylmalonate-semialdehyde dehydrogenase (acylating, NAD+) activity.
GUCAUAUAUUCUGUAAUGCGGAUACACACUUUUAAAUAUCACUUAUUAAUCACUGUCGUUAAAUUAAAUAGAUAUCUCAGUUAUUACAGCUGCUGUCUUUCUUUCACAGCUGUGAAUUUCAUCUGCGACCAUCCUGCCAUCAAGGCAAUCAGCUUUGUUGGCUCCAAUCAAGCGGGGGAGUACAUUUAUGAGAGGGGCUCUAAAAAUGGCAAGAGGGUCCAGUCCAACAUGGGAGCCAAGAACCAUGGUGUGGUGAUGCCUGAUGCCAACAAGGAGAACACUCUGAACCAGCUGGUUGGUGCAGCGUUCGGGGCAGCGGGGCAGCGCUGCAUGGCUCUGUCCACGGCCAUCCUGGUGGGAGAUGCCCGCAGCUGGCUGCCGGAGCUGGUGGGGCGCUCUAAGGCUCUGCGCGUGAACGCAGGAGACCAGCCUGGGGCAGACGUGGGGCCUAUGAUCUCUCCGCAGGCCAAGGAGAGAGUCUGCAGUCUGAUCCAGAGCGGUGUGGACGAGGGAGCCCAGCUGCUCCUGGACGGCCGAAACGUCAAGGUCAAGGGUUACGAGAAUGGCAAUUUUGUGGGUCCCACCAUCCUCGGCAAUGUCACACCUCAGAUGAAGUGCUACACUGAAGAGAUCUUCGGGCCUGUGUUGGUUGUUCUCGAAGCAGAGACUCUGGACGAUGCCAUCAACAUGGUCAACAAUAACCCCUAUGGCAACGGCACAGCCAUAUUCACCACAAAUGGCGCCACUGCACGCAAAUACACUCACGAGGUGGAUGUGGGCCAGGUUGGAGUCAACGUUCCCAUCCCUGUCCCACUGCCUAUGUUCUCCUUUACUGGAUCAAGAGGAUCCUUCAGAGGCGACAUGAACUUCUAUGGCAAACAAGGUAUCCAGUUCUACACACAGAUCAAAACUGUCACCUCACAAUGGAAAGCUGAAGAUUCCACCUUGACAAGUCCUGCUGUUACCAUGCCAACCAUGGGACGCUAACUCCAUCCAUGAACCAGAAUACCUAAACAGUAGACACUCUGUGUAGAAUUUUAGUAUUAAAACGUUAAAUAAUAAUCUCCUUUUUUAAAUACUUUAUAUCAGAUAUGUAUAUACUGUAUAGAUACUCUGUAAAUGUAAACCACUGCAGCCAAGGUUUUAACAAUGAAAAUAAUCUGUACAGCUGAGGCCAUGUCAUUUCAUUAAAUACAACACAGAUUUUAAAGCUUUGUAAACUUCAUGAAACUUUAGUGUUAUACCAUAAAUGAAGGUUGCCAUGGA